Messenger RNA from Penicillium crustosum, 543 nucleotides. Its product is annotated as ankyrin repeat domain-containing protein. The record is from RefSeq and is a predicted model, not a curated record. The transcript has a single exon. Gene Ontology annotation, molecular function: protein binding. Bases 1 to 543 code for a protein of 180 amino acids. NCBI's taxonomy places the organism in Eukaryota, Fungi, Ascomycota, Eurotiomycetes, Eurotiales, Aspergillaceae.
AUGCAAGAAGCAUACAGCCACCUAGAGCAAAAUGGCGGUCUCGAAAAGCUUCCUGCCGCUAUAGCCAUCCAAGGCAAAGUUGUCCAUUCUCUUCUAUCCGCUCAGCCCGGCGGCUAUGUUUUGCAGGCAUUCAAGCUGGUUGCAGAGAUACUCGACGAUGUCGUGCCAUAUGACCAGUUAGAAGCCAAAGUCAAUCGGGAAAGCACUAUUGAGAGACUUCGUGUGCUUCUAACCGACGGAGCUCGCCAGUCGCUUUUCAAUCAUCCAUAUGAGUAUAGUGCGCAUCUUUAUGUUGUUCUGUAUCAACCCAAACGCUUACAGGCUCUUCUAUCGUCUGGCAUUGAUCCCAAUAUUGAGUGGAAACAUUCGCGCUUGACACCGCUGCACGUUGCUGCCCAGGAAGGGAAGCAAGAGAUGGUAAAAAUACUGUUGAGUUUUAGGGCAAGGAAGUCAAUGAAAGAUUUGCAUGAUCAACUACCAGUCGACUAUGCGAGAGCGGCCGGUCAUACUGAAAUUGUCAAACUACUCGAAGGUCGGGCGUGA